AUGUCGCAGCGGAUGGGUAUGACAACCUCAUUGAUCAGCAUUUCCGUUCUGGCGUUAUGUUUGGGGUGGCGAUGAAUUCGCUCAUUCUGUCGCUUCUUCCUCACCGGGUGCUUGCGCUCGCCCAGCUGUUCGGCUAUGAGGGCAAUCGAACUGAAUCUCUGAAGUUGUUGUAUGCGAUUGGGGGCUGGACUAAGGAUAGCGAUGAACCUAUGGUUGGGAACAGGAGGAGGGUGUGAGAAGACCUAUGGCAGACAUUUCACUCCUUAUCUUUCACCUUGUUCUGAGUAAUUACACUUAUAAAGGCGUUGAUUUAUCCAUGGCCCGAAAAAUCCUGGACUGGAACAUGCGGCGUUACCCCGAGGGGGUCUUCUGUCUAUUCGCUAAAGGCCGGAUAUUGGUUUGUCAAAGUCGGCCGGAUCUGGCCGUAGGUUACUAUGAAAGGAUGAUGGAGAAUUGCCAGAUAGAAUUCCGUAGCUUGAGAAACAUUUCAUUAUGGGAAUUAAGUCUGUGCAGUCUAUCCCUGUACGACAUGGAUAUGGGGGUAACAAAGUGGAAAAAGCUUCAAGCCGACGCUAAUUGGAGCAAGUGCGCGUACACUUAUGCGUAUGCGGUGUGUUUAUACGAGCGUGGGCAUGAUGAGGAUUUGAGGGAAGCGGAAAAGCUCAUGUCCCGAAUCCAAGGAUUGAUGCAACGCAUCGCAAGCAAAACCAUCCCCUUAGAGAAAUACGCCGCGCGAAAAGCGGCGAAAUUCGCCACCCAAGGGAACCGUCUUAUGCUCCCGGCUUUGGAACUCGGCUACCACUUCCUGUGUAUAACCCGAGCGCCUCGUGGAGUUCUUGUGCGUAAGAUGCUCCCCGCCAUUGAAGCCGCACGUACGAAGGUUCUCGAGCAUAUCGACUCGCUCACAACGUACUAUGACGGGAGGUACUACUGGGAUGACUAUUGCUUGGUUCACUUCCUCCAUGCUGUGUGCCUCCGAUACAUCGCCCAUGCGGAUCCUGACGCUAUGAAGGAUUCGGAUCUGGCCGAUCCCCUGCCUGAGAACGCCGAGAAAAGGGCCUUCGACUCGUUCCAAAAGGUUAUUGAAAAUGGCGCUGGAAUUGAGAUAGAUCACUGGAUUGUCUACUAUGCUCAUUACGAACUUGGACGGCUCUACGCUUGCAUUGGCGAUAUUAAAGAGGCGCAGAAACAUCUCGAAAUGAUUCAUUCAGGGAAUGUGGUUGUUCAUAAACCUGAAAAAGGCAAAUACAGUUUGGAGAGCACCCUGAUCAUGCGCACACAUGCUGCUAUGGAGUCAUUAGUAGAUGGUCAACCAUUAUAGCGAGCUAAUUCUGCUGUCGCCGAUCGCGGCGAAUUGUGACGUUUCAUCUUGGAUCUUGACUUUAAUUCACGCUUAUCUAGCGAUUGGACUGCAUAUUUAUUCUUGCGCUAGACGUUUUUGCAUUCCCACCGAGAUUCAUAGAUUUGCAGGUGUUGUGUGCGACUUGGUUGCCUUUGCUAUUUAAUUGCAUCGUUGACUUCCAAAUUUCGAAACGCUAGUGUAAUCUAUCGGGGAAACACUAGGCUUGACCAGUAGGUAGGUAAUUGUUCGGAACGGCCACAGCGCAGCUAGCAGGACAAGU
Molecule: messenger RNA, 1622 nt
Organism: Cantharellus anzutake
Lineage: Eukaryota; Fungi; Basidiomycota; Agaricomycetes; Cantharellales; Hydnaceae
Exons: 13
Coding region: 245-1321 (358 amino acids)
Cellular component (GO): mitochondrial outer membrane; nucleus; cytosol
Molecular function (GO): protein binding
Source: RefSeq, a predicted model, not a curated record